Pistacia vera is the source of this 1749-nucleotide messenger RNA. RefSeq names its product protein FAR1-RELATED SEQUENCE 5-like. NCBI's taxonomy places the organism in Eukaryota, Viridiplantae, Streptophyta, Magnoliopsida, Sapindales, Anacardiaceae. Bases 1 to 1749 code for a protein of 582 amino acids. The transcript has 5 exons. The record is from RefSeq and is a predicted model, not a curated record.
AUGAAUGAAUGGGAGCUAAUUGGAGAUAAUCACUUUCAAGAAAUAGAAGAUACAAGAAACGCAGAAGAGGAUUGGGAGCCUAAGCUUGGAAUGGUUUUUGAUUCAUUUGAUGAGCUUUUACAAUACUACAAAAGCUAUGGGAGCAAAAGAGGUUUUGAAGCUAUUAUAAGAUCUUCAAGGAAAGGAGAUGAUGGAGAGUUGAGAUAUGCAACCUUGGCUUGUUCUUGUAGCGGGAAGUGGAACAGUAACUCUAGAAAUGCCUUUAAAAUGCAUCCGGUGACAAAAACUGAUUGUAAGGCUCACAUUACUGCAUCUCUACAUUCUAAUGGAAAAUGGAAAAUAUUGUCAAUUGUCAUUGAUCAUAACCAUGAACUUAGUAGUCCUGGAAAAACAAGAUAUUUUAAGAGCAAUCGAAUUAUACAACCGUAUGUGAAAAGGAAGAUUGAAUUGAAUGACAAGGCUGGAAUUAGACCAAACAAGAACUUCAAUUCCUUGUUAGUUGAAGCUGGUAGUGGUGAGAAUUUGCCUUUCCUACAAAAAGAUUGUAGAAACUACAUUGAAAAAGUUAGGAGGCUACGACUUGGUCUUGGAGAUGCUUCUGCAAUCCAAAAAUAUUUUCUGAAAAUGCAAAAUGAGAAUUUAAAUUUCUUCUACAUAAUGGAUGUAGAUGAAGAUGGUCGAUUAAAGAAUAUUUUAUGGGUGGACGCAGGAAGUAGGGCUGCAUUUAAAGAAUUUGGUGACGUUGUGACAUUCGACACUACAUAUUUGACUAACAAGUAUGAUAUGCCAUUUGGUGCUUUUGUCGGAGUUGAUCAUCAUGACCAUUCGAUACUGUUAGGUUGUGGGUUAAUCUCCAAUGAGGACACAGAGACGUUUGUUUGGCUAUUUCAAUCUUGGCUUGUAUGUAUGUUGAAUUGUGCUCUCAAGACAAUAAUCACUGAUCAAGAUAAGACAAUGCAAAAUGCAAUCGAGAUUGUGUUCCCUAGCACACGACAUAGAUGGUGUGAGGAGUUUGAAGAACGGUGGAAUAUGUUCAUUGAUAAAUACAACCUUCAUGAUAAUGGUUGGUUGCUCGGAUUGUAUAAUGAAAGACGACGUUGGGUGCCGGCUUUAGUUAAAGACACUUUCUGGCGGGAUAAAGUAGAAAAAGAAAGGGCGGCUGAUUUUAAAUCUUUUAGAUUAUGGAUCCCUUGCAUAACGACUUAUGCUAUUGAGAAACAAUUUCAAGAUUCUUAUACCAUUGUGAAAUUCAAAGAGUUUCAACGAGAACUAGCGGCUAAGAUCUAUUGUGAUUUAUCUUCUUUCAAAGAGACUGAUUCCUGUAUGGAAUUUAUAAUAGAAGAAGAUGUUGUGGUUGGAGAGACUCACCGUCGUGUUCCUUUUGUGGUUUGCUUUGAUGAAGCAACUUGUGACGUUCGAUGCAAUUGUCGAUUGUUUGAGUUUAGAGGAAUUUUAUAUUCGACAUCAAGCAAUGAGGAUGAUUGUAAUAUGGUGAUAGAAAUGAUCAACGAUAUGAAGAACAAAUUGACGUCGAAUAAAAGUGUUGGUGGGAUUGGUAAAAGACUAAAUGUGUCAACUAGUAGUAGAACGAAUUGUGAAGGUGUUGAUGAUACUACUAAAGAGGGGAGCAGUAACAUUCUUACUCCAUGGGCUAUGCGAAGCAAAGGUCGUCCUCCAUUAAAAAGAAAGCAAUUAAAGCUUGAACAAAUUGUUCGUAAAGUAAAAGAGAAGAAAUUGCGAAAGCAAUAA